This is a messenger RNA of Grosmannia clavigera kw1407, 1524 nucleotides long. Its product is annotated as putative dfg5 protein. NCBI's taxonomy places the organism in Eukaryota, Fungi, Ascomycota, Sordariomycetes, Ophiostomatales, Ophiostomataceae. Bases 1 to 1524 code for a protein of 507 amino acids. The transcript has 4 exons. Gene Ontology annotation, biological process: fungal-type cell wall biogenesis; carbohydrate catabolic process. The record is from RefSeq and is a predicted model, not a curated record. Gene Ontology annotation, molecular function: mannan endo-1,6-alpha-mannosidase activity.
AUGAAGCUCAACGCGGCCACCACGCUUCCCUUCCUGGCCUCUUCCCUCCUGGUUCGGCAAGCCUCAGCCGCACUUGACGUCGACUUGACCUCUUCCGACUCCAUCAAGCAGGCUGCCAAGCUCGUGGCGGCGAAUCUGUUCACGUACUACAAGGGCAACCAGUAUGGCCAGACACCCGGCAUCCUUCCCGGCCCGCCGCCCUUUGGGGCCUACUACUGGUGGGAAGCCGGCGCCCUUUGGGGCACCUACAUCGACUACUGGCACUAUACCGAGGACGACACGUACAGCAAUGUGAGCAUGAACUCGUUGUUGUUUCAGGCCGGUGCACCCGGCAACAGCUUCCAGCCGGCCAAUGUCACCAUGUCCCUCGGCAACGACGACCAGGGAUUCUGGGGCAUGUCGGCCAUUCUGGCGGCCGAGACCGUCUUCCAAAACCCACCUUCGAGCAAACCGCAGUGGCUGGCCCUGGCCCAGGCCGUCUUCAACACGCAGGCCGCUCCCGACCGCCACGACGGCACGUGUGGCGGCGGCCUACGCUGGCAGAUUCCCUUUGCCAACACUGGCUACGACUACAAAAACUCCAUCGCCAACGGCAUCUUCUUCAACCUUGGUGCCCGUCUGGCGCGCUACACUGGCAACGAUUCAUAUGCGCAGACGGCCACUGAGACCUGGGACUGGGUGCAGGGUGUCGGCCUAAUGUCGGCCGAGUACGACAUCUACGACGGCGGACACGUCGAGAAGAACUGCACCGACAUCUCCAAGGCGCAGUUUAGCUACAAUGCCGCCGUCUUCCUGGAGGGAGCGGCCUUUAUGUACAACUAUACAAAUGGCUCCGAUAUCUGGCGCGAACGCGUCGAGGGUCUCGUUAAUCGCACGCUCGAUAUCUUCUUUCCCAACGGCAUUGCCGUCGAGCUCAGCUGCGAGCUGGCUGAACGGGUGCAGUGCAACACCGACAUGCUCUCGUUCAAAGGCUUUCUCCACCGCUGGCUAGCCACGGCCACGAAGAUGGCACCCUUCACCCACGACACAAUCAUGGCGGUCUUGCGCACCAGUGCAGCCGGAGCCGCCCAGGCCUGCGACAGCUCGGGUGUGUGCGGCUUCCGCUGGACCACCGGCUCCUUCGACAACCUCACUGGUGCCGGCCAGCAAAUGAGCGCCUUGGCAGCACUCUCUACCCUCCUCAUUAACGAGCCUUGGGCCAUUGCGCCGGCCACCAACAGCUCCGGUGGCACCAGCCAGGGCAACAGUGCGGCCGGUACCUCCUCGCCAACUAUUGAGACCUACAGGCCUCUCACUACCGGCGACCGUGCCGGCGCCAGCAUCCUCACCAUCGUCAUCCUCGCCAGCCUCGUCGCCCUCUACUUCUGGCUCUCGACUGACCUGUCGGAGAACAGUGGCAACUGGUGGCUGGAGCUUGAGUCGACUCCGCUGGGUGCGAUGCUGCUGCGGACAAAGCCAAAGCAGGACUUGACGAAACAACUAUCGGUAGCUUCAGCCACCUCGGCCUCGACAUCCGCGGCUUGA